Molecule: messenger RNA, 5810 nt
Organism: Centropristis striata (black sea bass)
Lineage: Eukaryota; Metazoa; Chordata; Actinopteri; Perciformes; Serranidae
Gene: esr1
Product: estrogen receptor 1
Exons: 10
Coding region: 2133-3854 (573 amino acids)
Biological process (GO): steroid hormone receptor signaling pathway; regulation of DNA-templated transcription
Cellular component (GO): nucleus
Molecular function (GO): DNA-binding transcription factor activity; steroid binding; zinc ion binding
Source: RefSeq, a predicted model, not a curated record
GAUUCUUCUCAGUGCUGCUGGAGAGAAUUAAAUAAUUUUCAUUAUUGGGUUUGAUUUAAUAAAGAACUGCAUUGACCAGCCUUUUUCCAACUGUUGUAUUUUACAAGCUUGAGAGAUGGCGAAUGUGGAUAUUAAUGACUUUAUCGGACUGAUCUCAAGUGCAGCAACAGUGUUUUAUUUACAUGCAUGUGCCGCCUAAUAUUGUGAACCAGUUCAUCUAAAUUUGUGAGCAAAUGCAUCUAUAUAUAAAAUAAUCAGUGUAUAGCUUUGAUUUUCACAAGUCGUGUGACAUUUAAUUAGUGACUUCUCAGGGUCAGGGCGGACCUAGAAAAACAGCCACAAAACAGCUGGAAAUGCUGCAACAUGUGCAUUACAAUCCCAGAAUUGUCUGAGGAAAAUGAAUGGCAUAAUUUAGCCUGCUGACAUGCUUUGUGAAUGGUUUGUAAUGGAAAUUAAGUCAAUUAUGGGAAGAAGGAACUCCUCUUUGUGAGCCUUUUAGGUGAUUUUGCUGUUUCAAUUCUCACCCCUUUUUCCUGUUUUCUAAUGUAACAGUGUCUUCAUUUUAUUCCAGGGGAAAUGCUUAAAAAUAUGUAUCAUCAUCAGGGCUACUUGUUUUCCACUUGACCUGACAUGUCCUGAAAAUUGGGCUGUUUACUCAAGAAAGAUGUUGCACAGAGAGGGGAAAAUGAAGUCUGUGCCAAAUGUUCAGGUUUUCAGGUUCAGUGGGGGAGGUUGCUGCUUGUGAUCAUCUUUACGAAUUUCUGGCAUUAUUGACUGUAUAUCAGCUAAUGGGUUUACCUAGAAAUAAGUAUAUUUAUGUACAGGUGCAUCUCAAUAAAUUAGAAUAUCAGACAGUUUAUUUAUGUCAAUAAUUCAAUUCAAAAAGUGGAAAUAACACAUAUAGAUCCAUUACACACAAUGAAACAUUUCAUGUCUUAAUUUAUUAAAUUUCUUCUAAUUGUAAUGAUUAUGGCUUACAUUUAAUGAAGACCUAAAAUUCAGUGUCUCAAAAAAUGUAUGUUACAAAAGUCCAAUUUUAAAAAGUAUGUUUGAUAUGGAAAUGUUGGCCUCUGAAAAGUAUGUCCAUCUAUAUGCACUCAAUACUUGGUUGGGGCUAUUUGACUUGAACUACUGGAAAUGGACUUUUCCAUGAUAUUCUAAUGUAUUGAUAUGCACCUGUAAACCCCCAAAUUAUUUAUUUAUUCUUCUCAUAAUUUGUCUCAUUGGAUCAGAAAUUGCAAAUGUGUGCAGUAAAUGAUUAUUUCUACAUUGAACUCCUGUUGUAACUGGUUUUAUUUUACGCCUGCCAUGAAUGUUGAAUAAUUAUUCCUACAUUUUACAAGUGUUCAUAGAAGUGUUUCAUCUCACAAGGUUGUUUUUUACUUUGCUGUCUGAUCCCAAAACAAGGCAGGACUAAUAGGAUCACUGACAAUCACAAACCUGGAACAUUUGUACAGCAAACAAAUUGAUUUCUUUACUCUUUAUCUACAUAAAUAAUCUGUCCCUUUGCUUUGCUUUGAUUUGUUUAUGUAGUCGGUUUCAUCCAUGACUUGACCUAACCUAGAGUAAUGAUUAACUGGUACAUUUUGCAUAUUGUGAUCCUAUUAUACAUGGCAUCCCCCUUUCAAUUAAGAAAAUAUGAUUUCAUAUUGUUGUAGUGUUUAUUAAAAAUACUUAAUUAAGUCAUUUGAUUAAAGCAACCAUCAGUCCUCUGAUCUGGGAUUGAUUGUGUAAUUAUUGGCUGUUGGAAUGAGAUUUGACAUCCUGCUCUGUUUGCUGUGUUAUGGUGACCUGGCACUAAAACACACUGUGGUUUGGUUAUCGAUUUGGCUGCAUCUUUAAUUUGUUUAUCCUCUUUUUCAACCUUUCCACUGUUCCCAUUGUGUCCAAUGAGCCCAGCUAGAUUUCCGAGAGUCAGAGCGAUGAGAGAGGCGAGCAGAGAGGGAGAGAGAGAAGACUCCAGCGUUGCAUAGCAGAUACGAGGAUGAUUCACAUGUGAGAGGCAGAGCCCGGCGCAGAGCAGGCAGCCUUGUGGACCAGUACUCAGACCCAGGAUCAGCCCAGCCUUCUCAGAACUGGAGACCCUCUCCCCGCAGCGUUCCUCGCCGCCACCUCGUGUCCCCUUCAGUGACAUGUACCCCGAAGAGAGCACGGGGUCAGGAGGGGUAGCCACUGUGGACUUCCUGGAAGAGACAUACGACUACGCAGCCCCCACCCCUGCCCCGACUCCUCUCUACAGCCACACCACCACUGGCUACUACUCUGCUCCUCUGGAUGCCCACGGACCACCCUCUGAUGGCAGCCUCCAGUCUCUGGGAAGUGGGCCUACCAGUCCUCUUGUGUUUGUGCCCUCCAGCCCCCGACUCAGCCCCUUCAUGCACCCACCCAACCACCACUAUUUAGAAACAACCUCAACACCAGUGUACAGGUCCAGCGUCCCAUCCGGUCAGCAGUUGGUUUCCAGAGAGGACCAGUGCGGCACCAGUGACGAGUCAUACACCGUGGGGGAGUUGGGGGCUGGAGUCGUGGCCGGGACGUUCGAAAUGGCCAAAGAGACGCGUUUCUGUGCCGUGUGCAGCGACUACGCCUCUGGGUACCACUACGGGGUGUGGUCCUGUGAGGGCUGCAAGGCCUUCUUCAAGAGGAGCAUCCAGGGUCACAAUGACUAUAUGUGCCCAGCAACCAAUCAGUGUACCAUUGACAGGAAUCGGAGGAAGAGCUGCCAAGCUUGCCGUCUUAGGAAGUGUUACGAAGUGGGCAUGAUGAAAGGAGGUGUGCGUAAGGACCGUGGGCGAGUUCUGCGGCGCGACAAACGACGGACUGGCACCACUGACAGAGACAAGGCCUUUAAGGACCUGGAGCACAGGACAGCGCCUCCUCAGGACGGGAGGAGACGCAGCAGCAGCAGCAGCAGUGCCUGUGGUGGAGGAGGAAAGUCAACACUGACCGGCAUGCCUCCUGAUCAGGUGCUUCUCCUGCUGCAGGGUGCCGAGCCCCCAAUACUGUGCUCCCGGCAGAAGCUGAGCCGACCCUACACCGAGGUCACCAUGAUGACCCUGCUCACCAGCAUGGCCGACAAGGAGCUGGUGCACAUGAUCGCCUGGGCCAAGAAGCUUCCAGGUUUCCUGCAGCUCGGCCUCCACGACCAGGUACAGCUGCUGGAGAGCUCGUGGCUGGAGGUGCUGAUGAUCGGGCUCAUCUGGAGGUCCAUCCACUGUCCCGGCAAACUCAUCUUCGCUCAGGACCUCAUACUGGACAGGAGUGAAGGCGACUGCGUCGAGGGCAUGGCUGAGAUCUUCGACAUGCUGCUGGCCACGGCUUCCCGCUUCCGCCUGCUCAAACUCAAACCCGAGGAGUUUGUCUGUCUCAAAGCCAUCAUCUUGCUCAACUCUGGUGCCUUCUCUUUCUGCACCGGCACGAUGGAGCCGCUCCACGACACGGCGGGCGUGCAGAACAUGCUGGACACCAUCACAGACGCUCUCAUACAUCACAUCAGCCAAUCAGGAUGCUCCGUUCAGCAGCAGUCGAGACGGCAGGCCCAGCUGCUCCUCCUGCUCUCCCACAUCAGACACAUGAGUAACAAAGGCAUGGAGCAUCUCUACAGCAUGAAGUGCAAGAACAAAGUGCCUCUGUACGACCUGCUGCUGGAGAUGCUCGACGCUCACCGCCUCCACCGCCCAGACAGACUGGGUCAGGCCUGGACCGACGGAGAGCCGCCCCCUGACACCAGCAGCAACAGCGGAGGCUCCACUUCAUCUGGUUCUGGACCCAGAGUCAGCCACGAGAACCAGAGCAGAGGCCCCACAGUCCUGCAGUACGGAGGCCCCCGCUCUGACUGCACACACAUCCUAUGAGACAGCAGGCUACAUCUGAAGGUCAAAGGUCAUCUCUGUGGGUGAUGUGAGAAAAGGUUCAGGAUUGAAAGAUAAAAAGGUUGUAUUUGAAUUCAUUUCAUGAGUUAAUUGUUUAUAAAUUAAGUGAUUUUAUAGUCGUAGCUGUUUAGGGAGAAUUGUUUCCUUUGCACUACUUCAAUCCACCACAAUAUGAGCUUCAUCUUCUGCGCUGCCUUUCAUGAAACCUGUGAUUCUGAGUCUCUUACAGCUUUACAGUGCAGCUUAUUAUUUACUAAACAGCAGGUGUUGGGUCAUAUUGUGGCGCUCUGUUGGCUUUGAAAUAAUGAGCAGCUAAUUUUUUCUUUUUAUUCGCCUCGACCAAAGUGCACUUCCUCUGGGGUUUAAAGGAAUAUUUCACCCUUAAAAUGAUCGUUUGUGUUUCAAUUACUGACCCUGUGUCACCUUGAAUUAUUGAAGAAAACAGUGUUUUUCAUUCACGCCUCCACAGUGAACAAACGUAGUAAAUCCUUGAUGAAUUCAAGUAAAUGAGGGCCACAUUUAACAACAGCAAAACUAUAUAAAAACUGGGACAGUUCUUGUUAUGAUUAUCCCGGCCGAAAUAAUUGCAACGUACAAAAGUAUCCAGAUAAUCUUCAAAAUAUGCUUUUUCUUAGUCUUAAAAUCUUAAAAAAGCACUAAAACAUACUUUUCUCUAAAUUAAAAAAAAAAUAUAUAUAUAUAUAUAUUAUUGAAUCGCAGAUAAGACACACAUGUUUUUUUAGUGAACAUCCUUAAAUUAGAUAUUCAUAAAUCAUACCAUUAUUAUAGUUAAAACAGUGCUUACUUAAAUGCAUCAAUAAUAAUUAUCCAAUAAUAUUAUUGGAAUAUUCUGCAUAAUGAGUACUUUUUCUUUUGAUACUUUAAGUGAAUGCAGGACUUUUACUAGUAGUGGAGUAAUUCUGCAGUGUGGUAUUAGUACUUCUACUUAAUAAUAAUCUGAAUACUUUUUCCACUACUGGUCGCACAUUUACUCAGUUUUUGAAUUAUUCGUUCACCGUGGAGGAAGUUGAGAAAGUUUGCUUCAAGUCGUCAAGCCAACACACAGUCAGUAAUUGACAUAAAAUGAUUUAAAGGCUGCAGUAUUAAUUUAAGGGGCUUAUGGGCAUUGUUUUUACUUAUAAAUGUUAAGAUAAUUACACACUAAACUGUGAUAAAAAUAGUUAAAAUGAAUGUGUAGUUGAAUUCCAACAUUGUAAAAGACUAAACAACAUUUUGUGUUUACGGCACACACUCAAUUUUAAACUUGGGAAGAAAAUUCUUUCAAUGAUGAAAUUAUGAAAUGAGCAGUGUGAGGUUAUCUGAUGAACUUUGAACAGUUACAGACUACAAACACUGAUUACUAAAUGAAGGAAGCUUUAUCGUUGAGAAACUUCUCCUUUAUCUACAGCUUUCUGUGUGUGUGUCGUCUGUUUGUUCUUUAUGCUGGCACCAAAGUUAUUUUCUGAACUUGUGUGUGGACGUGAGACUGAGCUACGAGCAGCUUCAAGCUCAUUUGAUGAUUAGAUUGUUUUGUCUUGAUGCAGUUGUUCAGCUUUUCAACCACUUCAGAGCUACAGCUGGUUAUUGUUGAUCCACUAAUUCAGUGAUUACAUGUUGAGUUUGGCUGGAUUUACACACUUCCAAAAAUGACAAAUUAUCAUGAUGUACGUGAACAUACGUGAUUGUUUUCAUUUGUUUAAAUGGAACAAAUUGAAUCUGACUGUAAAAAUAUAUCUAUAUCUGAUAUGGGCAUGAUCAGGUGUUUCCUUUCUUAGCUGCUAUACACUUCUCAGUAUUAGUGUAUUUAUAGAAUAUCAGAAAAUAAAGGAAAUGGUCCUUAGAGAUCAAAUUUACAUAUUAAAAAAAAAACUAAUUCUCUCCGAUUAACCAUUUUAAAUCCUAAAUGUGGUAAAUAUGCUACAACAAAACAAAAAUGUG